CCCACCGAUAUAUAUAUUCCUUUCUCUCUCCUUCUCUCUCCCAGUACACCACAAAAGAACAACCUCUCUCAAAUUCUUGGGAGACUAAAUCCACUUUUUGAUCUCAUGGCAAACACUAGCCAUGGAGGCCAAGACUCAAAAGGGAUCAAGCUCUUUGGAGCAACAAUCACUUUGCAAGGAUUUAGAGAUCAACAGGUCAAGAGUGAAGCCCCAAUUAGCACAAAAACAACAGCAGCAGCAGCAGUGACGACGGCGACGACCACAACAACAACCAGAAAUCAAGAUGCACUGGCAGAGGCAAUGAAGAGGCCAGACAAGAUCAUACCAUGCCCGAGAUGCAAGAGCAUGGAGACCAAGUUUUGCUAUUUCAACAACUACAAUGUCAACCAGCCCAGGCAUUUUUGCAAGGGUUGCCAGAGGUACUGGACCGCCGGCGGGGCCCUGAGGAACGUCCCCGUUGGGGCCGGCCGCCGGAAAACCAAGCCACCGUGCCGGGGAGUCGCCGGGUUCCCGGAGAGUUGCUCUUUCGAAGGGUCAGAGGUAAACCAUCAUCAAUACUACGAUUUGGGCUGUGGGGUGGUGGAGAAUUGGCACCAGUUGAUUCCACAGGGCACUUUCCAACAUGUUGUUAGGGUUAAGAGGAGGAGGAAUGGUGAUCAAAGCUAUUGAUAGUUUCGACGCUUAUCUCAAUCUUCUUCACCUGUUUUCCUACUUUGUUUCAGUGGUAUCAAGAUUUUGAAGAGGGUAUAUAAUCAACAUGACCUCUGUGGUGGUGGGGGUGUAAAUUCUGGAAUGUGGUAGAUGAUGUAUAGGCUGGACUUCAUAUUUUCUAUAAUCUUCCCAAGAAUUUCACCAGCUGGUAGAUAGAUGGAUAAGAAUU
Rhodamnia argentea is the source of this 880-nucleotide messenger RNA. RefSeq names its product dof zinc finger protein DOF1.5. The coding region runs from base 106 to 669 and encodes 187 amino acids. Gene Ontology annotation, molecular function: DNA-binding transcription factor activity; DNA binding. Lineage: Eukaryota; Viridiplantae; Streptophyta; Magnoliopsida; Myrtales; Myrtaceae. Gene Ontology annotation, biological process: regulation of DNA-templated transcription. The record is from RefSeq and is a predicted model, not a curated record. The transcript has a single exon.